Molecule: messenger RNA, 159 nt
Organism: Colletotrichum orchidophilum
Lineage: Eukaryota; Fungi; Ascomycota; Sordariomycetes; Glomerellales; Glomerellaceae
Exons: 1
Source: RefSeq, a predicted model, not a curated record
UCCUCUUUAAUAAGAGUACUAAUCUUCUUUAUACUUAAAAAAAACAAAAAAAAGCUUAGAUUUAUAAUCAAUUAUAAAAAACUUAACGAAAUUACUAAAAAAAAUUACUAUUUAUUACCCUUUAUUAUAAAACUUAAAAAAAUAUUAUACAAAGCUUAA